AUGGCACCGAAUUUCCCUGAACGUUAUAGGACCUCUAUGUUCCAGCACCGCUACGGGUACGCCCUUUAUGAGCCACCAAGUGUCUCCCGGCUUUGUCCUGGGAUGUUAGGGUAUCUUGAUGAGUACCGGAAGUGGCAUCCAAUUCUGGAUCUUUCAAGCGCCAUCGACGUGGAAGAACUUGGGUACUCACCGAUUGGCCAGCUGUAUCGAAGUGAACCGGACGAAUGUCGCUGGGGUCCUCUCGCUUCCGACAAUGUGAAGAGCACAGAUAUUGCCUUCAGUGGUAAAAUUGACCCGACAAAUCUUGCCUUGCCAGCAAACGCAACUGGCGCCAUAGAGUACCGUAGUAAUACGGACUUUGGAGCGUUACUCAUUUGUGAUAGCCCUGUCUCCUCUGAGGGCUACGAUUUCAGACGCCCUUUUCUCGAGUGGCUCCGGUUGAAUUCGAACAAGUUACUGCACGAUUAUCCCGAUCUGAAGAAAUAUGGUGCCUACAUCGCGACCUGGACGUACUCAGCCACUGACAUACACAUGAAAUUAUGGUCAGACUCGGCUACUCGCGUCAAUAUCGGCUUUUCUGUGGAGGCUACAUCCGUAGUUAAAGCUGAUCAGCGGCUCAAAUGGCUGAGGUCACAUUCUGGCAAGGGAUGGAGAGACUGGUCAGGAAAGCAGAGGGUGGUGUUCUUCACCGGAGUUAAGGUCAGGUACGGGCCAUUUGGCAUGAUGAAACAGUCUGAGGGUAGAUGGCGCGGCUCAAAUCAAGAUUUCAUUGUAACAGGACUCGACGAAGGCAAAUCCUGUGAGGCUAGUGUUGAGCAGUUUGGCGAUGAUUGGGCGAAGAUCAAAGGUGACUAA
Penicillium samsonianum is the source of this 855-nucleotide messenger RNA. RefSeq lists its product as uncharacterized. The transcript has a single exon. The coding region runs from base 1 to 855 and encodes 284 amino acids. The record is from RefSeq and is a predicted model, not a curated record. Lineage: Eukaryota; Fungi; Ascomycota; Eurotiomycetes; Eurotiales; Aspergillaceae.